This is a messenger RNA of Colius striatus (speckled mousebird), 6408 nucleotides long. Its product is annotated as G patch domain-containing protein 8-like. The record is from RefSeq and is a predicted model, not a curated record. Gene Ontology annotation, cellular component: nucleus. Gene Ontology annotation, molecular function: nucleic acid binding. The coding region runs from base 55 to 4494 and encodes 1479 amino acids. The transcript is spliced from 8 exons. Lineage: Eukaryota; Metazoa; Chordata; Aves; Coliiformes; Coliidae.
GCCGGAGCGCGGGGCCGGGCCGGGCCGGGCCGAGCGAGGCGGCGGCGGCGCAAAAUGGCGGACAGGUUCUCCCGCUUCAACGAGGACAGGGACUUCCAGGGCAAUCACUUUGAUCAAUAUGAAGAAGGGCACCUGGAGAUAGAGCAAGCAUCUCUAGACAAGCCUAUAGAAUCGGACAAUAUUGGACAUCGCUUACUGCAGAAACAUGGCUGGAAGCUGGGCCAGGGACUGGGAAAGUCGCUGCAGGGGAGGACAGAUCCCAUCCCUAUCGUCGUCAAGUAUGAUGUCAUGGGCAUGGGGAGGAUGGAGAUGGAGCUGGACUAUGCUGAAGAUGCCACCGAGCGCAGGCGGGUACUGGAGGUGGAGAAGGAAGACACCGAGGAGCUGAGGCAGAAGUACAAGGAUUAUGUUGAUAAAGAGAAGGCCAUUGCCAAAGCUUUGGAAGACCUCCGAGCCAAUUUCUACUGUGAGCUCUGUGACAAGCAGUACCAAAAGCACCAAGAGUUUGACAACCACAUCAACUCCUAUGAUCAUGCUCACAAGCAGAGGUUGAAGGAUCUCAAGCAGAGGGAGUUCGCACGCAACGUCUCGUCCAGGUCGCGGAAGGAUGAGAGGAAGCAGGAGAAAGCCCUGCGGCGCCUGCACGAGCUGGCUGAGCAGCGGAGGCAGCCCGAGUGCGCUCCCGGCAGCGGGCCCAUGUUCAGAACCACCACGGUGGCCGUGGACGAGGAAGCUGGAGACGACGACGACGCGGCGGCCAACAGCGGCUCCUUCGUGCAGGCGCCCGGUGGCCAGGCUGCGGAGCUGACUCCGGACAGAGGCUUCCUCAGCCCUGGGCAAGCGGGUGGCGCUGCCGUGCCCAGCCAGGCGCCGCUGCAGGCGGCACAGGCCAUCAGCUUUGGCAUCAAGGGCGCUCUGGGCACGCCGCUGCAGAAGAUCGGCGUCUCCUUCUCCUUUGCCAAGAAGACUCCGGUGAAGCUCGAGACCAUAGCUUCGGUGUUCAAGGACCACGGGGAGGAGUCGAGCCCUGCAGACGGAGCAAAAGCUGACGAGAGGGGCUCCUCGGACGCGGGGAGCCUGCAGAAGUCUGCCGAGGGCGAAGGCACCAACAGUUGCGACGGCAAGGCGGAGGAGGACGAGCAGCACGACAAGGACGGCGGCUCUUUAGCCACCACCUUAUCCAAGCUGAAGAAGAUGAGACGAGAGGACGGACCGACGGCAGUGGAACCGGAAUACUACCACUACAUCCCCCCAGCCCACUGCAAAGUGAAGCCUAACUUUCAAUUCCUGCUUUUCAUGAAGUCUACCGAGCAAAUGGAAGCUGAGAAUGCGAACAAAAAACCCCCCCACGAAGGUAAAAAGGGCACCUCUCCCAGACCCAAAGCUGCCAAGCAGGGGGAGAAGGCCGCUGAGAGCAUGGGGCAGCAGAAGGAGCCGGCUCCCGCUGAACCUGCAGCUCAGCAGAGCAAACCCGAGCUGAAAGAGGCCCUAGAGAACGUGAGCGAGCAGGAGAGCAAGCAGCUGGCAGAGAGCCGCGUGCCCGAGGCAGACCCCGCCAGAGACGCCGCCCAGCCCGGCUCGGGCUCCAAGGACGUCUCUGAAGGACCAAAGCACCCCACGGGACCCUUCUUCCCCGUCCUGAGUAAAGACGAGAGCACGACCCUGCAGUGGCCUUCAGAGCUUCUCAUCUUCACCAGAGCGGAGCCGUCCGUCUCCUACAGCUGUAACCCCCUCUACUUCGACUUCAAGCUCUCCCGCAACAAAGACGCCAAAGGGAAGGGGGCAGAGAGGCCGAAGGACGCCGGGGGGCUGGGCAGAGAGCCCGCUCAGGGCACGGACGGUGGGGACACGGGCAAAGCCAAGGAGGCAGAGAGCGCGGCCGGCGGCUCGGCUCUGAAGGUGGAAAGCAAACCUCUGUCCACCUGCGGCCCCCAGAGCAAGCAGGAGGCUGGUGCGGCCAGCGGCAGCAAGGGAGAGGGGGAAGACGGCGGGAGGAGCAAGGGCAAGGCUGGACGGUCCCACAAGCACAAAAAGAAAAAGAAGCACAAAAAGUCCAGCAAACACAAACGCAAACACAGGGAGGAGGCGGAGGAGAAGGGCAGGAAGGCCGACCCGGGGGAGGAGAAGCCCAAGAGACGGCGGAGGCGCCGGCACAAGAAGGGCAAGUCCUCGCUGUCCGCCGAGCCGGAGCGGGCGCCCAAGCCCGAGGUGCCCGAGGACUGCGGCCACCUGCAGAGGAGGAAGCGCCGCUCGCAGGAGCCCGCGAGGAAGGGCCCGUCGGCCGAGGAGGGGAGCGGCGCCAGGAGAGAGGACGGCGGCGGCUCCUGCCAGGAGCACGGCGGCAGGAAACACAGAGCGGAGCCGCAGCAGCUCCCCGCCUCCAGGAGACGCUGCCCCGGCCCCGGCCCCGGCCCCGGCAGGAGCGGCCGCCGCAGCCGCCAGAGCAGCGGCGACGACGACGACAGCGAGGAGGGCUCCCAGCGCAAGCGCCGCCGCCAGAAGUCGCCCUGGCGCGACAGCGACGAGCCGGAGUCGGGCAGCGAGGCGUCGCGCAGCCGCUCGCGCUCGGGCCGCGGCCGCUCCUCGCGCGGCUCCUGCUCCAGCAGCUCCGCGGCCUCCUCGGGCCGCAGCCGCUACAGCCGGCGCCGCAGCUACUCGGACGACAGCUACAGCGACUACAGCGAGCGCUCGCGCUGCCGCUCCAAGCGCUCCGACUCCAACGGCUCCGAGCGCCGCUCCAAGCGCUGCAAGUACUCCUCGUCCGAUGACGACUACAGCUCGAGCGGGAGCGGGUCGAGGAGCCGGAGCAGGAGCCGCAGCGCUCCUCGCAGCAGGUCCCGGACGAGGAGCCGGGGCAGGACGCGCAGCAGCAGCCGCAGCCGCAGCCGCAGCAAGAGGAGGAGCCGCAGCGGCACGGGGCGCAGCUGGAAGCGCAGCCGCAGCUACAGCCGGGACCGCAGCCGCAGCGCCAGGAGCCGCUCGCAGCGGUCCCUCUCCAGGAAGGGCUCUCGGGGCCGCGAGAGCCCCGAGGAGAGGAGGUCGGGGAGAAGGGACUUCAUCAGGUCCAAGAUCUACCGCUCGCAGUCUCCUCAGUACUUCCGCGGGGGCCGGGGCGAAGCGGGGCCGCCGAGGAAGGAGGAGGGCAAAGGGGAGGACGCCAAGGGGCCCGGCUCCCUCUCCCAGAGCAGCGGCGGCUCCGGCGCCAGCACCGGCAGGGCCUCGGAGGGCGACUGCAGCCCCGAGGAGAGGAACUCGGUCACCGCUAAGCUGCUGCUGGAGAAGAUCCAGUCCAGGAAGGUGGAGAAGAAGCCCUGCGUGGCCGACGAGAACAAGGUGGGCAUCAAGCUCAAAGAUCCUCCCCAGGGCUACUUCGGCCCCAAGCUUCCUCCUUCCCUGGGCAACAAGCCGGUUCUCCCCUUGAUCGGGAAGCUGCCGACCGUGCGGAAGCCCAACGCCAAGCGGUACGACGAGUGCGGGCUGGAGAGGGGCGAGGAGCAGGAGCUGUCGGACUCCGAGGACGCCUCCCAGGGCGCGGAGGAGGCUCAGCUGCCCGGCCAGGCUCUCCUGGAAGAAGCCGCGAUGGCGAUGCAGGACGAGCCCGUGGAGGAGCAGAAACGCGAGGAGGCCGCGGCGGAGAUGCCGUCGCUGCCCCCGGAGGCGCCCGCGCUGCCCAAGCGCUUCGGCUCCGGCGAGCUGGUGAUGCCGCACGGCUUCCUGGCGGACGGCACCGAGGGGCUGGAGCCCGGGGACGGCGGCGGGCAGGCGCUGCCGGUGGAAGCCGGCCUGAUGCCCUUGGUCCCGGACGUCGAGCACUUCCCCGGCUACGUGCCUCCGAGCGGGGAGCCCAGCGCCGAGGGGGAGCGGGAGGGCGACGACUCGUCGCUGGCGCCGCUGGAGAGCCAGCCCAUCACCUUCACCCCCGAGGAGAUGGAGAAGUACAGCAAGCUGCAGCAGGCGGCCCAGCAGCACAUCCAGCAGCAGCUCCUGGCCAAGCAGGUCAAAGCCUUCCCCGCCUCGGCGGCCCUGGCGCCGGCCGCUCCCGCCCUGCAGCCCAUCCACAUCCAGCAGCCGGCGGCGGCGGCGGCCGCGGCAUCGGCCACGUCCAUCACCACGGUGCAACACGCCAUCCUGCAGCACCACGCCGCCGCCGCCGCCGCCGCCAUCGGCAUCCACCCGCACCCGCAGCCCCUGGCGCAGGUCCAUCACAUCCCGCAGCCCCACCUGACGCCCAUCUCCCUGUCCCACCUCACCCACUCCAUCAUCCCCGGCCACCCCGCCACCUUCCUGGCCAGCCACCCCAUCCACAUCAUCCCCGCCUCCGCCAUCCACCCGGGGCCCUUCGCCUUCCACCCGGUUCCCCACGCGCUCUACCCGACGCUGCUGGCGCCGCGGCCCGCCGCCGCCGCCGCCGCCACGGCCUUGCACCUGCACCCCCUGCUGCACCCCAUCUUCUCAGGACAGGACUUGCAGCACCCGCCCAGCCACGGCACAUGAAGGAAGCCGGCGGGCAGGGGCGUCCGGGCGCGCGGCGGGACGGGGGGGUGACGUGGCUCCGGCCCCCGGGGGAGGCCGGAGGAUUUCCUUUCGCUCUUUAGCAGCCAAAGAAGCCGAGGGCUGGAGGAGGGCUGGAGGAGGGCUGGCGGGGUGGGCACGGGCAGCGGCGUGGCCCCGGCCGCUCGGCGUGUGGCUGCCGGCGGCUCCGUGCACGGGGCAGCGCUCUCUGUGCCAGGAGAGACCGUCCGACGUGCAGUCCAGCCCCAGCCCCUUGGAAAGGUUUGUUGUUUGAACUCCCUGGGUUCUCCCACACGCUCAUCUUUCCUUCUGCCGCCCUGCACACGAGAAACGAGGGUUCAUCCGCACCAACGGCGCUCUCGGGCCUCUCACGGGGUCGUUGCUUGCAGCAGGCAGCGGGGUGGAAUCCCGGCAGGGGCGGGUCACUCCCGGCCGGGGCGAGGAGAGCAGCACCACAGCCUCCUCCCCACCCUCUCCCUCCAGACUUCGGGGCUUGGAGGGGUUUUUUUUCCCCCCUCGGUGUGAGCAGCAAAGGUGGAAACAAGAUGUUCUGCAGCCUGAGAGACUGUGUGUGCCCUGACCCCAGCCAGGCUCGGCGGGGGCGGGGAUUGCAGCGGCUCCCCAGGGCGUUUCUGCUGAGCGGGGGAGGGAAUAAACCACCACACUGACCCUCCAUCAGCUGCUCCGUGGGGAGAGAGCCCAGAGGGUCGAGAGAGAGAGGAGAAGUGCCCGUGGGAGCCGGAGCAAUGCAGCGGGGCAGGGCGAGCGCCUGUGUCAGCCCGGGGCUCCUGGCGGUUGUGCAGGAUCCUCCUGGUUGGUUGGUUUCUGUUUGGGUUUUUUGUUUUUUUAAUGUAAAGAAUUGCACUGAUCUCUGUAAAACAAAGAUGCUGCUUUUUGUAGCUCAGAUGAAAAAAGGUUACAUUUGUAGUAUACUGCAAUAAGCUUUUGUAGAGGCGGUCUCAGCGGUACCCGGCUGGGGUGCGAGGCACGGCUGGAGGGAGGGACGCUGGGGCAGCUUCCACGGAGAGUUCAGCCAGAUGCAGAGCGGCUGAGGGCGUCUGUCUGAGCCAGCUCACGCGGCUGGGAAGCUUUUGUGUACUAGGAAAUGUCAAAGCAAAAGCAAACCCCACGAAGAAAAUGGACUCCCCGAGUCUCCACGGAGCGUUGUGCAGAGGAGACGGGGCGUGAGGGUCUGCCAGGGCUGGAGCUGGGCUGUGGGCUCAGGGCAGCCUCAGCCCCAGGUGGGAGAUCGCCCCAGACGAUGCACACACCUGCUGUUGUAUGGGGUUUGUUCCUGUCUCUCCUCCCCAGGCCCCUGGGGAAGGAGCCUGCCCACCCCCUCCUUGCUCUGCUCCACCCGGCCUCAGCCCGGGGAGAGGCUCUGCGUCCCUCCCCCAGCUCUGCCCCAUCCCCAGCAUCACCCCCUCGGGUCCUCCUCACCUUGCAGGGCCCGAUUUCCGAGUGGGGGGAGACAGGAUGUGACCCACAUGGGGGCAGAACACCCCAAAGCUCCCCAGCCUCAGCUUGUGAGAGGAAGGCACUUGGUGUUGGAAGGGGUCAGGCUGGCACACAACGGUGGGAACGCCCAGCCAGGGACUCGGUUUGUGUGUAAAUAACUAACAGAACACAGUGUUAACGUCUCAGUGCUGAGCUUCAUGAGCUUCUAGAUUCAACAUGCGUCUGCUGGCACCCUCCACGCUGCCCUCAGGGCUUGGGGAGGGGGGGAGGGUUCUGACUUCCACAAUAGUGCUACAGAUAAUUAACCUCUCCUUAACGAGCAUAAACAGACUGUAUUUAACUUUGUCACAUAAGAUAUAUAUAUAAAUAUAUAUAUAUAUGCUGUAAAAUGAGGGGAAAGGAAACCUUUCUAAUAAACCCAUGAUUUGUGGAGGAGAA